This is a messenger RNA of Ceutorhynchus assimilis (cabbage seed weevil), 1497 nucleotides long. NCBI's taxonomy places the organism in Eukaryota, Metazoa, Arthropoda, Insecta, Coleoptera, Curculionidae. The record is from the annotation of a GenBank genome assembly.
AUUUGAGGUCAAUUCCAAAUAUUUUCAAUUUCAAAUUUAAUAAAUAGUUUCUUUAAUUAUAAAAUAAUUUAAUUAUCAACAAAUAUAAAUAUGAUACACAGUUUGUUUAUUAUAAAUUCGCAAGGAGAUGUCUUUCUGGAAAAACACUGGAAAAGCGUUAUAUCAAGAUCAGUAUGCGACUACUACUUGGAAGCCCAAAGAGCCAACAUAAAAGACAUAAAUCCCGUAAUAGUUACUCCACAUCACUAUUUAAUAUCCAUCCAACGAUCAGGGGUUAGUUACGUGGCUGUGUGUAUGGAAGAUAUGCCUCCGUUGUUCGUUAUUGAAUUUUUACAUAGGAUUGUAGAUACAUUUCAAGAUUAUUUCUCAGACUGCACAGAAUCUAUAAUCAAAGAAAACUAUGUCAUAGUAUACGAGCUUCUAGAUGAAAUGCUUGACAAUGGCUUUCCAUUGGCCACUGAGAGCAAUAUCCUAAAAGAACUAAUAAAGCCUCCUAAUAUAUUACGUACUAUUGCUAAUACAGUAACAGGGAAAACAAAUAUGAGUGAAGUUUUACCGUCAGGCCAACUAUCCAACAUUCCAUGGAGAAGAACCGGAGUCAAAUACACUAAUAACGAAGCCUAUUUCGAUGUAAUUGAAGAAGUCGAUGCUAUUAUCGAUAAAUCUGGAGCGACAGUUUUUGCUGAAAUACAAGGAUAUAUCGAUUGCUGCAUUAAAUUAAGUGGAAUGCCAGACUUGACACUGUCCUUUAUGAAUCCCAGAUUAUUCGAUGAUGUCAGCUUUCAUCCCUGUGUCCGUUUCAAAAGAUGGGAAGGCGAACGAGUAUUGUCUUUUAUACCCCCCGAUGGUAAUUUCAGAUUAGUUUCCUACCACAUCAACACCCAAAGCAGUGUGGCUAUUCCUGUUUACGUGCGUCACAAUUUGUCCAUCAAAACUGGAGAACAAGCAAGGCUAGAUUUGACCGUUGGACCAAAACAAACUUUAGGCAGAACUAUAGAGGGAGUUAAAAUCGAAGUACUGAUGCCCAAGUGCAUUUUAAAUUGCGUUUUAACUUCGAAUCAAGGCAAAUAUAAUUUCGAUCCUGUUUCUAAAAUAUUGCAUUGGGAUAUUGGGAAAAUUGAUGUUACUAAAUUACCAAAUAUAAGAGGAUCAGUUUCAAUUGCGAGUGGCACCAAUACAGCAGAGAUCAAUCCUUCGAUAAAUGUCCACUUUACAAUUAGCCAGUUGGCAGUAAGCGGACUUAAGGUGAACAGACUGGACAUGUACGGAGAGAAAUACAAGCCUUUUAAAGGAGUGAAAUAUAUGACCAAAGCGGGACGGUUCCAAAUAAGAAUGUAACUGGCUUGGUAAAUGGGAUUUUUUUUAAAAAGUUUGAUUGUGUUACUUAUAUGGGGGUACUAUGUUGCUACCCAUGAUACUAUAAAACUUAUUUAAUGCUGUAAUAAUUAUUUUGUAUGUGCAAUGAUUGAUUUUUAAAUAUAUUUUUUUUAUUAUUUA